Molecule: messenger RNA, 329 nt
Organism: Funneliformis caledonium
Lineage: Eukaryota; Fungi; Glomeromycota; Glomeromycetes; Glomerales; Glomeraceae
Source: the annotation of a GenBank genome assembly
AUGUCGAAAAAAGAGCUUACCAAGCCGACCGUAAAUUGGGCUGAAGUAGAUAAGUGGAUAGCUGAAGGAAAACCAUUUGAAGAACACGAUGAAAUCUUAUUGUUUUUAAACCAAGAGAAGAAAUCUGAAAAUGACCUUAACACAGAGCCGGACGAUAUAAAACUGACAGAAGCAGAAAACCAACAAAUGGAAGAACUUCUAACGAUAGUGCCAGGAAGACGGAUAGAAAGACCAGGAAAGAAAGCCAUCUUACAUCUACCACAAAAAGAACCAAAACCCCCGUUAGUAACGACAGUAAACAUUGUAGUGAAGCUCCUGGACCAAGACAU